This is a messenger RNA of Seminavis robusta, 582 nucleotides long. The record is from the annotation of a GenBank genome assembly. Lineage: Eukaryota; Bacillariophyta; Bacillariophyceae; Naviculales; Naviculaceae.
AUGCCAUCGCCACUGCAUCUCAUUCUUGGAGCCUGCAGCAUGCACUUGACUUUGACCCUUGCCCUGACUCUCCUUGGUCUUGGCACCACCGUGCAGGCUGCUGGGCUUGAAAGUGGUACCACCCCUACCAUUGCAGUCAGUAUCUCCGACGUGAUCACAACACUGAGGGAUGGUGUGGAAGGUGUUGGCGAUGUUUACACCUGGGACCGCCGCAAUCCCAUCUAUAAGGAAGACACAAUGAUAGGUGACAAUGAAGGCCACUACAUUCGACUCACCAAUGAGGGCGACGAUUCCGAAUGGGACUGUGUCUUUACGGCGUUUUUCGAAGAUGGACAAAUUCAUGGUGUCGGACCAUUCAAUUCUGGAGAAACGCAGAUGGCUGUUUCGGGAGGCACUGGAAAAUAUGUGGGCGCCGUUGGCAGUUUGGGGUUGAGUUUUGCGGAUUUCGUCAACGCGGAUGGCAGUCCCAAUGCAACCGGCUUGUAUUAUGCAUACAAUUACGUCUUUGACCUGGAGCUGGCAGAGGAUCUGAUGGAAUCCGACGUGCACGAGAACAGUGAAGACCGUCUUCGUCGCGGGUAG